AUGCAACCCCUGCCAGUAUCAUUGGCAGUGGUGACGAGGGUCCGAGCCCAGCAGCAGGAUGGCGGCGACGUGACCCCGGAGCCGGGCGCCGAGAACGCCACGGCGUCCACGACGCCCAAACUGACCGGCGACCCCCAGAAGGACUACCUGUUUGACCCGAACCUGCCGCGGGAACUCAACGGCUACGAUCUCUCCGACUAUCCCUUCUACGGCCGAGUGCCCAAGAACAUGAGCUUCAAGUGCGACGGGCGCCACGACGGCUUCUACGCCAGCAAGGUCCACAAAUGCCAGGCAAGAGUCGCACCAUAUUCAUUUAUGAGAGAGGAGGAAGACCCGAAUAACGAAGUGCCGACAAACAUGAUCGUCUUGUACCGUGGCUACUUGUAUUCCGUGCAAGUCGCCGACUUGGACGCCGGGGAAAUCAUGACUCCGCACGACAUGGAAGCCGCCAUGAACUGGAUCAUUGCCGACGCCCGUGGACGCCUGCCGACGAUCGGGCCGAGCGUGGCGGCGCUGACGUGCGACGAACGUGACGCCUGGGCGGAGAACCGCGAGCGUCUCAAGGCCCUGAGUCCCGCCAAUGCCGCCAUUUUGCACGAGAUCGAAUCGAGUCUGUUUGGCUGGAGUUUGCAGGAAGACAAGCCGGAAACGGAGUCGGACGUGCUCAAGAAGCUCAUUUGCGACGGGAUUCGGGAUCGUUGGGCCGACAAGUCGUUCACCUGUAUGCUGUUCAAGAACGGCUGCACUGGGAAUUCCUCUGACCACACCCCGAUUGACGCAAUGGUCAACUCGACGAUUGCAUUGUAUGUGACAUUGUCAUUUCGCGCUUUGGGCGGCGAGUGGCCCGCUGAGCGAGUGAGCCGCACCAUUUGGCCCGACCCGAGGCGUUUGGACUUCGUUAUUGACGAAAAGCUGGAGACUGACAUCGCGAGGAUUUUGCGGGGCAGCCAAGCUUUGAGCUCAACGAUUAAUUGCAAGUUAUCUCACUUCCGAGAAUUCGGGAAGGGUGUUUUGAAGGUGUACGGAACUCAUCCGGAUGCAUUUGUUCAAGCUGCCAUUCAGCUCACGUAUCAUCGAAUGCAUGGAAAACCGGGCAGCGCUUAUGAAACUGCAACUACUCGUCAGUUCUACCAUGGACGUACUGAGACUUGCCGAACUUGCACUUUGGAAACUGUUGAUUUUGCGAAAGCCAUGGACGACGUAGAUACCGAAGUUUGUAUUUGCUGA
Messenger RNA from Notodromas monacha, 1227 nucleotides. Lineage: Eukaryota; Metazoa; Arthropoda; Ostracoda; Podocopida; Cyprididae. The record is from the annotation of a GenBank genome assembly.